Messenger RNA from Spathaspora passalidarum NRRL Y-27907, 1606 nucleotides. RefSeq lists its product as uncharacterized. Gene Ontology annotation, biological process: transmembrane transport. NCBI's taxonomy places the organism in Eukaryota, Fungi, Ascomycota, Pichiomycetes, Serinales, Debaryomycetaceae. The coding region runs from base 102 to 1574 and encodes 490 amino acids. The transcript has a single exon. The record is from RefSeq and is a predicted model, not a curated record. Gene Ontology annotation, molecular function: transmembrane transporter activity.
AAUAUUCAUCUUAUUUGUAAUAUAAAGAAAGACUAAAUCUCCUUUGUUUCAAACGGUUGUUUAUGAGCUGUUCGAUAUAGCAUAAUAAUUCAAGGUUAGUCAUGGAGAGCAUAAAGUCAAAGAAUUCUGGUGAGUUAGGGUGUACUCCCAGCAAGGUCCAAACCCGAGAAGCUGUCGGUCUUGCGGAGUCGUCCUCCGAAGAGGGUGUUCUUGAACUUGGAAACAAGGAAGAGUUAGUUAAUGAGCCAGCUAUUGAUCCAAACGUCGAUGGUGGUUAUGCCUGGGUUAUCUGUUUUGCUUGUUUUCUUUUUAACUUUAGUACUUGGGGUAUGAACUCGGGUUUUGCUAUUUAUUUUGCUAAUUAUUUAAAUAAUGACACUUUCAAAGGUGCAGACAAGAUGGAUUACAGUUAUAUUGGAGGUAUAGCGUUUGGUGUCGGUCUAUUCUUUUCUCCAGUUAUAACCAUCAUUCAAGGUAAGAUUGGUGCCCGUGGUUGUCUUAUUAUUGGGAAUUGCCUAGAAUUUACCGCCCUUAUGUUGGCCAGUUUCUCCAAGCAUCUUUGGCAGUUGUACUUGACCCAAGGGUUAAUUCAAAGUUUUGGGUUAGCAUUCAUGUCCGUUCCUGCUACUAGUUUACUCCCUCAGUAUUUCAAAAAGAGAAGAGUGCUUGCUGGAAGUUUAGCCACUGCCGGAUCUGGUGUUGGUGGGAUUGUUUUCAACUUGGGUAUGCAGAAAGUUGUCGAGGCAAGAAGUGUGUUUUGGGCAUUACGAGUUCAAAGUAUCAUUGGAUUUGUAAUGGCGUGGGUUGCCAUUGCUCUCACCAGAGACAAGCAAAAGGUUAAGAUUCAAUUUACUAUGUUUGAUAUAGGUGUUUUGAAAAGCGCUGCCUUCUAUUUGUUAUCAUUCUUUGUUGUCACAUGUAUGUUUGGAUAUGUUAUUGUGUUGUAUACGCUAGCUCAAUUUGCCACCAGUUUGGGAUACACUGAACAACAAGGUUCGAUUGUAUCAGCUAUGGUUCAAGUUGGUUCUUGUUUUGGAAGACCAAUUGUUGGCUUUCUUUGUGACAAGCAUGGUCCAGUCACCGUCACUACUUUCUGUUAUUACAUUGUCGGUAUCUUUUGUUUGGCCAUGUGGAUUCCUGCUAGAAAUUUAGCAACCAUUAUUGUGUUUGCCAUUGUGCAAGGGUCCAUGAUGGGAGCCAUUUAUGGUAUGAUGGCACAACUUAUAGCCAGACUCUUUGGAUUAAAGAAGAUGAAUGUUGUUUUAUCCAAUGUUUGGUGUCUUUUAGGGGUUGCUGGUGUAUUCUCCCCAGUUAUCGGGGUUAAGUUGAAGAGAGGUGGAGGUGGGUUUGUUGAUCCAACUCAAUAUGUCAAUUGUUCCAUUUUCACCGGUUGUUCGUUCAUUGCAUGUGCAACUACGUUGUUAAUUAUCAGAGGGUAUAUCAAGGCCAGGGAUCAAAUUUUGCAUGAAUCUGAAGACCAUAAGGAUUCUGAUUAUGGUGAUUAUACGGGGGUUUCUGUGCCAAUAAGAAAGGUUUUCACUCAUAUUUUCUCGAAUGAUUUACAGAAGGUAUAAAUAUGUAUACAAUCAAUGCAUUUAAUAGAUUU